GUGGCCCUUUUAAGAGAGGCCCCGCCCACGCGAAGGGGUUGGGUUAGGGGCGGAGUCAGGAGGUGGGGAAGGAACAAAGCCCGGCCUGCGGGCCGCCGCUGGGCUCGGCUGGUAGGGCCCCGGGAGUGCGGGGCCUGCGGGCGGCAGCCCAGGCAGAACAUUGGAGAGAAAGGCUCCAUCGUCGCCCGGGCUGGCCAAGUCAUGAAUGGGCUGCCCCCGGCUGAAGCGCCGGGCGGCGCGGGCUGCGCCCUGGCCGGACUCCCGCCGCUACCGCGCGGCCUCAGCGGUCUCCUUAACGCGAGCGGGGGCUCGUGGCGGGAGCUGGAGCGCAUCUACAGCCAGCGCAACCGUAUCCACGAUGAGCUGAGCCGUGCGGCCCGCGUCCCUGAAGGGCUCCAUGGAGCCACAGGCUCCGCCAACGCCGGAUCUGCAGCCGGUCCUCUCGGGCCGCGUCGCCCUGUCAACCUCGACUCGGCAUUAGCCGCGCUGCGUAAGGAGAUGGUGGGGUUGCGGCAGCUGGACAUGUCCCUGUUGUGCCAGCUGUGGGGCCUGUACGAGUCAAUCCAGGACUACAAGCACCUGUGCCAAGACCUGAGCCUGUGCCAGGACCUGUCGUCCUCACUGCACUCAGACAGCUCCUACCCUCCAGAUGCCGGCCUGUCUGAUGACGAGGACCCUCCUGAUGCCAGCCUGCCCCCGGACCCGCCACCCCUCACUGUGCCCCAGACUCACAAUGCCCGUGACCAGUGGCUACAAGACGCCUUCCAUAUCAACCUCUGAAGAACGGGGGAUGGGUGGGAGGUGUGUACCCGUGCAAAAGGCUCAGAAACUCACCCCUCAGCAAGUGCACAGAGUAGAGUGCCUGCUUCCCCCCAUACCACCUCACCCACAGGAGGGCGAGGCCUGGGCUGCGCAGAGGCACCACUGCCAACCCCCUCUCCUGUCUCGGGUUUGCUGGCACUAGGGCAGACACCUGGGCUACAGCCUUUGCCCAUGGCACUGGACCCCCCAUCUUGGCUAACCUUUAAGCUGGCAGUGGGGCCUGAAGCAUCUUGCAUUCCCCUUGGCGUCUCGGAUUGGGAUGGGUGCUUGGCUUCCAUCUCCUUUUCACCUUUUGCUGCUCUUGGCAGCUGCUGGCUCAGGGGCAUCCUGCUUCUGGUCCUUGGGUCCCAUUCCCCUAGACAAGGGCUCCAGGACCCAUUCUUGCACCCACCCGCAGCUGAGAGGGCCAAGGCUCUGCGCUGGAUAUUUAAGUUUAGGAGCCAGCCUUUUGGGCACAUAGAUAAAUAAACACCCUCAGCGUGCCAGUGUA
Artibeus jamaicensis (Jamaican fruit-eating bat) is the source of this 1312-nucleotide messenger RNA. RefSeq names its product family with sequence similarity 89 member B (gene FAM89B). The transcript has 2 exons. The record is from RefSeq and is a predicted model, not a curated record. Gene Ontology annotation, cellular component: lamellipodium; cytoplasm. Lineage: Eukaryota; Metazoa; Chordata; Mammalia; Chiroptera; Phyllostomidae. Gene Ontology annotation, biological process: negative regulation of transforming growth factor beta receptor signaling pathway; positive regulation of cell migration; establishment of cell polarity. Gene Ontology annotation, molecular function: transcription corepressor binding. The coding region runs from base 202 to 780 and encodes 192 amino acids.